CCUUCGCGCUCCCCUCCUUCCCGCCCCGGCGCCACCCCACUCCUCCUCAGCGGGAGAACCGAGACGUGGGGCGGCUCACCGCCCUCCCCGGGAGGCGUGGAGAGGUGUCCCAGCGCGGGCCUUACAGCGCCGGGGGCUCCUGCGGGUCCGGCCCGGCUGAAAACACCCUGGAAGGAAAGAUCUUUCCCUCGGGUCUCUGGCUGCAGUGUGGAUGCCUCCCUAGAGGGCCACAUUCUUGUGUGGCGGUGUGAUGGUAUGCUUAGUGUGCGACUCAAACUUAGUGUUUCUGCGUAGGCCUCUUGUGCACCAGGACUGCCGGCUCUAUUUCGCAGGCUUACUAUGCAUAGACGGUGGAGUUACCAAAAUUGUUCUUUUGUGUCAGAUCUUCAAAUGCAAUAGAGUGGUUUGGCCAGUUCCACUCAUCGAUGUUUAGACUUGUGCCUCGAAUUUGGAUUCUCUGUGACCAUUUUUGAUUUAAGGACCACAGUACAGCCAUGGAUAGUGAACCAAACCCUGGAACAUCUUCUGUGUCGACAACAACCAGCAGCACCACCACCACCACCAUCACCACUUCCUCCUCUCGAAUGCAGCAACCACAGAUCUCUGUCUACAGUGGCUCAGACAGACACGCUGUACAGGUAAUUCAACAGGCAUUGCAUCGCCCCCCCAGCUCAGCUGCUCAGUACCUUCAGCAGAUGUAUGCAGCCCAACAGCAGCACUUAAUGCUGCACACUGCAGCUCUUCAGCAGCAGCAUUUAAGCAGCUCCCAGCUUCAAAGCCUUGCUGCUGUUCAGGCAAGUUUGUCCAGUGGAAGACCAUCCACAUCCCCCACAGGAAGUGUCACACAACAGUCAAGUAUGUCCCAGACAUCUAUCAACCUCUCCACUUCUCCUACACCUGCACAGUUAAUAAGCCGUUCCCAGGCUUCCAGUUCUACCAGCGGCAGUAUUACCCAACAGACUAUGUUACUAGGGAGUACCUCCCCUACCCUAACGGCAAGCCAAGCUCAAAUGUAUCUCCGAGCUCAAAUGCUGAUUUUCACACCCGCUACCACUGUGGCUGCUGUACAGUCUGACAUUCCUGUUGUCUCGUCGUCAUCGUCAUCUUCCUGUCAGUCUGCAGCUACUCAGGUUCAGAAUUUAACAUUGCGCAGCCAGAAGUUGGGUGUAUUAUCUAGCUCACAGAACGGUCCGCCAAAAAGUGCUAGUCAAACUCAGUCGUUGACAAUUUGUCAUAACAAAACAACAGUGACCAGUUCUAAAAUCAGCCAACGAGAUCCUUCUCCAGAAAGUAAUAAGAAAGGAGAAAGUCCAGGUCUGGAAUCACGAAGCACAGCUGUCACCCGGACAUCAAGUAUUCACCAGUUAAUAGCACCAGCUUCAUAUCCACCAAUUCAGCCUCAUCCUCUAAUAAAACAUCAGCAGAUUCCUCUUCAUUCACCACCUCCCAAGGUUUCCCAUCAUCAGCUGAUAUUGCAACAGCAGCAACAGCAAAUUCAGCCAAUCACACUUCAAAAUCCAACCCAAGACCCACCACCAUCCCAGCACUGUAUACCACUCCAAAACCAUGGCCUUCCUCCAGCUCCCAGUAAUGCCCAGUCACAGCAUUGCUCACCAAUUCAGAGUCAUCCCCCUCCUUUAACAGUGUCUCCUAGCCAAUCACAGUCAGCACAGCAGUCUGUGGUGGUGUCUCCUCCACCACCUCAUUCACCAAGUCAGUCUCCUACUAUAAUUAUUCAUCCACAAGCACUUAUUCAGCCACACCCUCUCGUGUCAUCAGCUCUCCAGCCAGGGCCAAACUUGCAGCAGUCCACUGGUAAUCAGGUGCAACCUACAGCACAGCUGAAUCUUCCAUCCCAUCUUCCACUUCCUGCUUCCCCUGUUGUACACAUUGGCCCGGUUCAGCAGUCCACCUUAGUGUCCCCAGGCCAGCAGAUUGUAUCUCCAACAUCACACCAGCAAUAUUCAACCCUGCAGUCCUCUCCAAUCCCAAUUGCCACCCCUCCGCAGAUGUCGACAUCUCCUCCAGCUCAGAUUCCACCACUGCCCUUGCAGUCUAUGCAGUCUUUACAAGUGCAGCCUGAAAUUCUAUCUCAGGGCCAGGUUUUGGUGCAGAAUGCUUUGGUGUCAGAAGAGGAGCUUCCAGCUGCAGAAGCUUUGGUCCAGUUGCCAUUUCAGACUCUUCCUCCUCCACAGACUGUUGCGGUAAACCUACAAGUACAACCACCAGCACCUGUUGAUCCACCAGUGGGAAUGCAUUUGAACCAGUGUCAUCUGCACAAAGUUUUUUCUCUUAAGGUUUAUCAAGUAGAAGAUGUGUGUGAAGAAGAAAUGCCAGAAGAGUCAGAUGAAUGUGUCCGGAUGGACAGAACCCCACCACCACCCACAUUGUCUCCAGCUGCCAUCACUGUGGGGAGAGGAGAGGAUUUGACUUCCGAACAUCCUUUGUUAGAGCAAGUGGAAUUACCUGCUGUGGCAUCAGUCAGUGCUUCAGUCAUUAAAUCUCCGUCAGAUCCUUCACAUGUUUCUGUUCCUCCACCUCCACUCUUACUUCCAGCUGCUGCUACAAGGAGUAAUAGUACAUCCAUGCCUAGUAGCAUUCCCAGUAUAGAAAACAAACCUCCACAGGCUAUCGUUAAACCACAGAUCUUGACCCAUGUUAUUGAAGGCUUUGUGAUUCAGGAGGGUUUGGAGCCAUUUCCUGUGAGUCGUUCAUCUUUGCUGAUAGAACAGCCUGUGAAAAAAAGGCCUCUUUUGGAUAAUCAGGUGAUAAAUUCUGUGUGUGUUCAGCCAGAGCUACAGAAUAAUACAAAGCAUGCAGAUAACUCAUCUGACACAGAGAUGGAAGACAUGAUUGCUGAAGAGACAUUAGAAGAAAUGGACAGUGAGUUGCUCAAGUGUGAAUUCUGUGGGAAGAUGGGAUAUGCUAAUGAAUUUCUGCGGUCAAAACGAUUCUGCACAAUGUCGUGUGCCAAAAGGUACAAUGUUAGCUGUUCUAAAAAAUUUGCACUUAGUCGUUGGAAUCGUAAGCCUGAUAAUCAAAGUCUUGGGCAUCGUGGCCGUCGUCCAAGUGGCCCUGAUGGGGCAGCAAGAGAACAUAUCCUUAGGCAGCUUCCAAUUACUUAUCCAUCUGCAGAAGAAGACUUGGCUUCUCAUGAAGAUUCUGUGCCAUCUGCUAUGACAACACGUCUGCGCAGGCAAAGUGAGCGGGAAAGAGAACGUGAGCUUCGGGAUGUGAGAAUUAGGAAAAUGCCUGAGAACAGUGACUUGCUGCCAGUUGCACAAACAGAGCCAUCUAUAUGGACAGUUGAUGACGUCUGGGCCUUCAUCCAUUCUUUGCCUGGCUGCCAGGAUAUCGCAGAUGAGUUCAGAGCACAGGAGAUUGAUGGACAGGCCCUUCUCUUGCUAAAAGAAGACCACCUCAUGAGUGCAAUGAAUAUCAAGCUAGGCCCGGCCCUAAAGAUCUGUGCACGCAUCAACUCUCUGAAGGAAUCCUAACAGUAUCAUGAGGCUUUGCAAUAACAGCAGUUUUACUCUUCUUAAACAAACUUGUAAGGUAAAGGCUCAAGUUGGCCUAGAAUAUUAUCACUUACUGUGAUGGAUAGCCAACCACAUUGGGAUCUCUGCAUCAAAAGUGGACAUUUCUUUUACAGAUAUGGUAAUUCAACAUACAUUUUCAUAAUUAGCCAACAUUGGUGAAAUUAAUUUCACAGGUUACACACAACAUUGAAAGACUUGCUGUAGAGGGCCAUGAUAUUUUUCAAAGAAACGUGUUAUACUAGAUAAUUUUUUAAAGGUGAUGUUUAUCAUUAAUAUAAAGAAUCCUUUUAAAAGUAAUUUAAUAAUUUACAUUUCUCCUCUUUUGAUUUGGUUUUCUUAUACAUUUUUCUACCCUAUAAGUUUUCUAUAGGUUGUCAUGAGAGAUAUAAUUUAGGAAUAAUUUAGUAGUCCAGUGACUGGAAUUGUAUGCAAUGAGAUAUCAUUGUGCAUUUUAAAAAACAUGUCUAUUAGACAAUUGCUUUGUCUAUAAAAAAGAUUGCAUUCUAGCAUGAAUAAUACUGAUCUGGAAGUCAGAAGAGUUGGUUUCUAUUCGAAGCUUGACCAAGAAUUUGGUGUGACUGAGAAAGUUAGUUUUCCUGUAAGCGUUUGUACGUUUAGAGCAGUGGUUCUCAAUGGAGGUCAGUUUUGCUCCCUGGGGAACAUUUGGCAGUGUUGGGGGACAUUUUGUUGUCAUAGCUUGGGGGUAGUGAGGGAGGGUUGCUAUUGGUACCUAGUGCCUGGAGGACAGGGAUGUUGCCAAAUAUCCUACAAUGCACAGGACAGCCCUCCACAACAAAGAGCUUUCCGCUCCAAAAUGUUGGUAGUGCCAAGGUUGAGAAACUCUGAUGUAGGAGUGAUAAAUGCUGCUCUUUUUCACCCCAAAGGAUAUUUUCAAAAGAUAGGACAUCAUAAGGAAUAUAUUACACAAUGGAAGUAUUUCAGAUAGCAUUAAUGUUCUGCUGAAGUAUUUUUCCCAGUUUUAUGCAUACUAGAAAAAGGGAAAAAAAUCCAUUAAAUUGGCCUAAAAAAUGAGGACUAAUCUACAAAUAAUUUGACUCUUAGAGAGUACUGAUUCACAUUAAUUAUCUUUCACAUCUCUCUGCGCCUCUGCAUUGAUGAAGGCACAAUAUGAUUACACCUUAUGAAUCAGUUAGUGCACAGCCUUUGCUGGCAAGGCAAUAGCUUGUUGCGGAUAUGUGGUCGGUCAUUGGAUUUUUUCUAAAGUUGAACAUGCUGGGUCUAGCUAGAAUGCACAUUCCUUUUUCCUUGACUAAACCCUUGCAUGCUUCCUGCAAAGCACUUACCAAGUGAAUCUCUUGGAUAAUCAGAUCUAAUUUUGUAUGUACACGUUUUAGGGGAAAAAAUUUUGAAACAAAACCUUUCACUGAACAGUUAGUGUUCUUUUAGAAUUAUGACACUAAAACAAAAUUAUUGUGGGAGCUGUGAGAGCUUUAUAGUCCUGGACUUGCAAAGUUUGUUUUAAGCUUUUUUUUAAUCUUAUCUUUACCACACAGUGGAAAUGUUUUAAUAAUUGAAGGAACAUACAUAGAUAUUUGGCGGAAAGUCAAUAAGUGGGGAAGAGUCCAGGGGUUUCAGUCAUUGUCACUGCUCUUUUCAAAAGGAUUGUGUUGAGCUAGUAGAAGACUAAAGAUGUCAUUAAAGACAUCACAGAUAUUUAUCUUUUGGCUUUGUGUACAUUAGAGAAUGUUGAUUAUUUUUAUACAAAAAUACAGCGGGUAAUUUUUUUAAUCUUAGAUGCCUCUUGUUUGAAUGUAUGCUUUGUGGGAUUCUUUUGUGUAGUAAUGUUUUAAAAAAAGAUGUUUACUGAUAGUUAUGUGUAGGAUUAGAAUGUGUAAUAUAGUGUAAGGCUCAUGUUCCAGACCUACAAUAGCUUGUAGUCUAUGUUACAUAUUUCUUUAUAUCACAUUUUUAAUUACUGGAUUCAAGUUUCAAGGAAAGGUAGGUACUCUGUAGUCAAUUUUCAUAUAUUAGCAGUUAAUCUUUGUGACAGAGUUGUCACAUGCUUGACUUUUCCCCUCAUCUUGCAAUUUAAGAACACAAGUAUAGGCUAAGCAUUGUAGGAGCACUGUAUGGGGGAUGGGGGCACAAAGGAAAAUCUCCCCUGGAAUUAAAACUUGAUCAUAGAUAAUCCACAAAGAAUUAAUACAAAAUUGAUUUUCGGGGGAUAGACUCCCCUAGCAAUAAUGAUUAUCUCCUAUAACUAUAUUAUCUAUAGCUUUUAAGGUGUUCACUUUGAACUGUUACAGGUUCUCCUUUUAUUUACUCCCUCUUCUCGUAUCAGUCAUUAUGUACUUACUGAAAGCCCCUUGUGCCUAGCACUGUGUCAAGUAUCCAAGAAAGCUUACAAGAGAGGUUUCCAUUUCAGAGCACCUUAUAUCUUAAACCUUAUAAUAAUGUUAAGAAUAGUCCAGAUCUUCUGUUGUCCGCACUCAAAACAUACCCAGAAAAUAUACUUGCUUUUUUCAAGUGAGUUGUUUUAUUUAGAAAUGGCUCAUUUGCUUUCAGUUGGUAGUUUUCUUCAUUGAUGAUGUUUCUUUCUAGAUGAUGUAACCAUCUUAGUUUCAAAGCCUGUUAUAUAUAAUGGAAGUAGACAAUAGCACUGGGUGUCCACCUCUCUCCUGAGCUUUAAGCAUAGUUUUAGUAUGAUAUAGGUGGGGAGAGUGCUAGUAUUUUCAUCUUCCUUCAUAUUACUAAUUGUUUUAGGAUUUUGAGUAAGGAGAGGCAAUGACAAGCAGAAAGCUGACAUGGGAAGUUAUUCCUGCUUCUUUAAACUGAUGCACUCUUUUCCCAUUGAGGGAAAAAAAAACUCUACCAGUUUGAAAUUUUAUUUGCUUUAAGCCAUGUGUUCUAAAGAAAGUAAACAAGCUGAGAGAGCUGGUUUGUAAAAACUUGAUACAUGACAUGGAUUUUCAUCAAGCCUUGUGCAGGCCUGUGUCUGACACAGCUGUGCAUCUUUGAUAGAGUCAGGAUAGUAUGAGACAGAGUGCUGUCCCAAAACCCGUCACUUUUUAAGUGGCAUGUAACUCUUUCCAUGAUGGUACUUUUAAUUUGCUGUGGCAUCCUCUAAACAGACAUUUUUUUUUAGUCCCAGUUUAAGGGCUGUCAUCUAAGUAAAGGAGGAGGAAUGGGAGGAAAGACGUGCUAGUGAAGAAGCUUGAGAAGGGGAGAGGCAGACGAGAAGCCUGCCACUUUUUUAGUUAAUUCCACUUCAACACUGAACAAAUUUCUGCACUUUGCACGUUAAUAUUCAUGUUUUACCUAGUUUUAAAUAGAAAUUAUUUUUUUUUAGGUAGCUCACUGUUUAUUUCCUGGUGUGUUGAAACACUUAGAACUAUAUGAAAUAAGUAUCGUGUCCAUGCCUUUGAAUAUUUUUGACAUGGUUAAUCUUCAUAUAUGCAGUGUGAAAUUAUAGUCAGACAUUUAUUCCAAUACCAGUCUUAGAUUGAAAUCUGUCAUAGUGCCCCAUAUUACUGACUUGUUCCCAUUAUUUGCACUUGCAAGGUUUUGGUACCACCAUGACACAAGUAUGGUAGGGAGGCAAUAUACGGAUUGUAUAGUCUUGGGUUGUGUUUACAUGUGUGUAAACAAUUUUGGAAAGAAUAAACUAUUAUAGUUGUAGGUGAAUGAUGCUAUCCUCAGAGCCAUAUCCAUCCUCACAGCCAUCGAAUGGCUGGAUAUACUCUUAAAACAUUUAAAGACAUAUUUUCAACUAGAAGAGCCUGGUUCUAUUUUGUGGUUUGAAGAUCCUCACCCUUAGUGAAUGGCAGGAAGACACGCUGCCAGCGUGCAACUGGCAUUGAGCUUCAGCUGACAGCACGGAAGGGCCUCACUCACCCCUCACCUCCCCUAAAGCCUCCUCAAGCCCCAAGGAAACUGCAUGAAAACUUUCUUCUUAGACCUUUGCCUGAAGAUCCUUAGAGAGGAUUUCGUAGUGGGGUUAAUUUUAGGGAGGUAACUGGGGCAGGACUUUCUAAUACCUAAUAAUCACGUUUCAGUGCAACUUUUGGGCAGUGGAAACUGGCCCGUCUAUGCACAGUGUUUGCUCAGUCUGUUUCCUGUGCACCAUAUGUGUAACUAGCUGGGCCUUGAGGAAGGGUUUCUAGGGGGAAGGAUAGGGAAGUAGAAGAGGAGACAAAUUAGGAGGAAAAGCAUUGUAGACCCAAGAGGAUAGAUAGUACAGUUAACUGAAUGAGGUCAUGUAGUGUAGAUAUGACCUUCAGUAGUUCAAAAUAAUAAUUGUAAUGGUUGGAUCCCAUUAUCUUAUUGGAUCCCAUAAAUUUUAUUAUGUCAAGAUUUACCUGUAAUCACACUCCUUUCACUCUUUCUAUCAAGUGAUCCUGCCUUUAGGAGCAUAUGAAUAGUUCCAGUGAUACAUAAGUUAGUGAUUUUUGACUUCUGAAAAGGUGACAACUAUUAUGUUAUAGUUGGAGAACAUUUGUCAAAAACUCAAAGGUUAAUUGUUAUGAUUGAGUUAUCAGAAUUUAAGAGGAGAGAGGAUCCAUUUUCAGAUACAACAUAGUUGAAUCAACCUUGUAGACUGUUAUAAAGAAAGGCAUUUUUAAGGUAGUAUUUUAUUUGUUAGGUUGUGUCUCAGUCUAAGCAUUGGAUGACUAAGAGCUAUAGGCUUCUCUUUAUUAAUGUGGAUUUCAGUGAACACACCUACCUCUCUUUCUUUGAUGCACAGUAGUGUGGAUCAUGAAAUGAACUGUUUAGUCCACAUUCACCCAUAUUGGUAUUUUAUGAAUCUAUUUAGAAGCAUUUGAUUUCAUCUUAAAAAUUGUGAUUCAAUUUAGAUAAGCACAAAUAUAGUAUUAGGAAAAGUAAAUAUGCAAUCUUAUUAGAGUUUAAUUUCAACCUAUUAUAAGCCGUACAUCUUAAAAAAUUCUUUGGGAAGAUAGUCCUCUUUUGUUAGAAGUUCAUAAAAUGCAUCACUAUAUAGUUUCCUUCACAGCAGCAAUACAAGCCAUUUCUUCAAUAAAAAAUGUUUAAAAUUGUAUUAUCUUCUUUGAAAAGUUUUGUGAAUUUUUAAGAAUUUUAAAGUUUUACAUAUUAUUUUUUAGAGCUUAUUUAAUCUAUUUUAAAAUAAUACUAUAGAAAGCUUUUAUUUGGAAGUUGUAAAGCACUACUACAAAUAUAAUUAUUGCCAUCAUAUUCCAGAGCAAAAUGCUUGGCUUCUUCUGAACUUUCACUUUAGUACACGUACGUUAAAUGGGAGUGACCGCCCUCCUUUUCCGGUCUGGAGCCCAGCUUCUCUAGUGGAAGCUCUCCCUGUCUGCUCUCACACAGCAACACACUCCUCUUAAGUGCCAUGUUUAUGGAACCUUUUGGGAAAUGUUUUCCAUGAAUGUUGCAUUUUUCCCGUUUUAUAACUUGUAAACAUUUAAUUUUAUUUAAAGACAAUUUUAAUUGCAGAUGUUGGAGAAGAGGUACAUUAGAAAAAUAUUUUUUUCUACUGCCUUUGAAAAGUACAGUUGCUCUCACUGAUAACUGGUGGCGUCAGUAUGAAUCCAUAGAAAGAAAACCUGUGCAAAGGUUUUAAAAUGUAUUGUUUAAAAGAAGUAAUGAAUGAAUUUUAAUUUGGAAAAAAAAUCAAUAUAAAUUUAAAAUAGUUAUGCUAACAUGGCAUACAUAGUUUUAAAUAUAAGAGUAAUGUAGUAAGUCCUUUUAGACCAGCUAUUUAAAUUGACUCCAGUAAUCUUAAGGAUUGAUAGUAGCCAUCAUUUAUUGGCUUAAAAGUUAUACUUUAGGGAAUAUUAUCAGUGUUAAAUUCAUAUUUUAUGGAGCUUUAAUUGAUGGAGGUGAAGAAGUUGGUAUUUAUAAAAGAGUGGUGGGGCUGGUACUGAAAUAAACAUCAACCUGUUUUAGAAAGAAGAAACUUUUUUAGUCUUGCCUCAAGCAAACCAGAAGUGUCCACUGCUUAAAAUCUUUGUUUAGAAUGCCGUGUUAAAAGUUGUAAUUCUUGUUUUAGGUAAUACUAAAUAAUAUACUUAAGUAGUUAAUAAUAGAUGAACAUAAUCAUUAAAUUAACAGACUAAUGAAGAUAUAACACUGGCUGGGAGACUGGGGUUUUACUGCAGUUGGUGAAUUAGCUGUGUGACACCUUAGGUGGUUACUUAGCUCUUCACCUGUUUCCUCUUCUGAGUCUGCAGUAUGGAGCCUAUACUACUCGAAAUGGGGAUUUUGGUUUAAAUCAUCUUUAAGGUACCUCCCAGCUCUAAAACUACGACUCUAGGCCACAUAAUGGGGUAUUUUUAAAGUUGCGCCUACUUAAUUCUUUCUCUCUUUAAUGGUGUUCAUUUCAUACUUAAGAGCUUUUGCUGAAAGAUAAUUAUUAAGGUAUCCAUUUCCUGGGUCACCUACAGUCUUUGUUCUCCUAAAGAUUAAGGUAGAAAAUUUAUACAGACAAGCAAAUGAGGCCAUUUUUCUAAAUGCUUCUUGCUAGUUAACCACUGAACGUAUAAACACAUGUGACCAUAGUCAUUCAUUGACAUUUAUCCAUGCAUUUAGCAAACCAUUUGAACAUUUACUAUGUGUAGUGUGGUGCAAAUGACUUAAGGAACUAGUAAUAAGUAAACAGAAUCUUUCCAAACAAAAUUUUGUGGCUUAAACAAACCUGGACAUAAUUAUUAUUACUUAAUGUACUGAACGUAAAGUUGGAACUGAGAGGGACGUUUUUAUGCUUUGGGUAAAGGAUGAGGCUAGAUGACAUGUAAGGGGUCUACGUGAAUUGCCUCACAGUUCCUACAACACAUUUCACAUAUUAAACAUCAAUCAACCAUAUAGAUUACACAAUUAAGGGUACCUAACAUUAAGGAUUUACAUUUUGAAACUGUUGUGACAGCCCCUAUUUCUAAGAAUUAUUUUGAUAUGUGAAUCUAAUCCAGAGGUGUUGCUAUGCAGGGUGUGUGACAGAACAGUACAAAGAAGCUGGUGCUGAUUUACUAUAUAUUUUUAAGUACAACAGCUUUACACCCAGUAUUGGCAGUGAAGUAAUUUUCUGAAACUGAAAAAUCUGAAAGGAGAUCGCUGAACAGGUUUGUUAUUUUGUUUUAAAGCAAGAAAGAUCACACAAAAUAAAUUUUAUCCUUAUUACAAAUAUCUACUUUUUAGAAAGCACACAUAUAUUACAUAGUAAAAGGGUUUCCUUUAAAAAGCAGAACUGGUAAACAUAAAACAGUUCCAUGCUUGAAUUGACAAGUUAUUUGAGGAGUAAACAUUGAAUGGGAUGGAUUAUUGAGUAAAGGUUCCUUACCACUGGGGGAUUCUGUGAAUUAUGUUGUUAAUUCCUAUUGACACAGCUUUACAUAGUAAUAUCACUUGAUACUAAUGCUCUCCAUAAAGAUACAAAAUGAAAAUAUCUAAUAUUAUAAAGAUCUUUUAUGCAUCAUAGUCACAGCUUUUUAAAGCAGGAACAUGUCCAAAUACAUGUUAGAUUAGAAUGUAUAACAAACUGAUUGAAAUUAGGAACACUGACAUCCAAAUAACCAAUCUGGAUUUAAAAAAUUUUCCCAUUGUACUGGUUAAAAUGUACUUUUAAAAUGUUUUAAUUCAACUAACUUUUCAAAUAUUUUAUGCUGUUAAAAUAUCUAUUGCAUAAAUACUUUAUGUAUUCUUAAAUUUUAAAAAGUCAGCGGAGUGUGCAAAGAUAUAAUUUCGGAUGUCUAAUUUCUGAGAUGUUUAGCUAGAUUCCCAAUUACCUCAAUCAAAAGCUUGGUCUUGAUUUUGAUUGAGGAAAAGUUAAAGUAAGUUUAACUUACUUUUUCCAUAGGAAAAAAAGUUAAAGUAAGUUCCAAAAACUAUCCUCAGAGUAAGGCAUGAGCUCAUGAAGGCUGGAGUUGUAGACAGCAGUGUGCAGGAUGGAAACUGACACUGGUGGCAGGCAUUUAUUUCAAGCCUCUUUGUUGAAUUAGUGCUUUUUGUCUUGUUAAAAAAAAAUUUUUGUUGUUUUAACAAAGGCAAAUUGUUGUGAAAAACUUUUUUUUUAAUUUUUAUUUUUGAUGCUUCAAGCAUGUGUUAACUUUUUUUUUUUAAUUCCCCCUUUUGGUUCCUCCUAUUGUCCUAAAACAGAACUUUCAUAUUAUUAAAACCUCAAAAGCUGAUCCUCCCAGGAUGAACAGAGCAUCACCAAGGGGAAAGAAAACAUUUUUUAUCUUUACAGAAAACGUUAACAUUAUAUGUAGAUGUAUUCUUUACAUUGGAUAUUGUAUUAGAGUCCUCCUUACAGGAAAUGAAAUAGUUUUAGCACUCUUAGCAUUAGUGUUCCUAGAUUGAUGUCUGUAGCUACAGUUUUAAAAUGUAUAACCUGAAAAUGAAGUUAAUUUUGCAUUAUAAGAGCACACCAUGAUCUAUGUAAAAAGAUUGUCCAUUUGGUGUAUUUUUUUAAAAAAGAGAAAGCACUUUCAUAUUAACAAGUAGCAUGUGUAUGAAUUUUAGAUUUUCAUAUUUGUUGUGUCUGUAUUCAGUGAAGUAAAAUUGAGCAUUCAGAUGUUUGUUGAUGGCGACAUUAACUGUUAAAUUAAAGCACCUUAUACUCUGCUGCUUAAACUUGCUUGUAAUUGCACCUUUGUUACCCUGCACAUUUUCACAUAGAAUAUUGUUGUAACAUUGCUUCAUGUGGGUCUGGAGGAAGGUUAGUGGGCCUACAGGAUCAUUUAUUUAUAUUGUUUAUAUUACAAUAAUAUAUUGUAGGUCAGUUGUAAGUUCAUUUCUUUACAAAUAAAAGCCUCUUCCAUUUGG
Molecule: messenger RNA, 12296 nt
Organism: Diceros bicornis minor
Lineage: Eukaryota; Metazoa; Chordata; Mammalia; Perissodactyla; Rhinocerotidae
Gene: PHC3
Product: polyhomeotic homolog 3
Exons: 16
Coding region: 495-3497 (1000 amino acids)
Cellular component (GO): nucleus; PRC1 complex
Molecular function (GO): zinc ion binding; protein binding
Source: RefSeq, a predicted model, not a curated record